AUGACCCUCGCCGCGGCGGUAGCGGUGGAGCCGCCCGCGUUCGGGCCCGUCGAGACGGGACCGGUCGACUCGCCGCCGGCCGCGCUGGCGCCGCCGGAGCCGAGCCGCGGCGUGCACGGCGACGUCGACGCCGCGGAGGACGGCGGCGCGGCGCCGUCGGAGCGGCGGGCGUCGCGGUUCCGCCGGAUCUGCGUCUACUGCGGCAGCGCCAAGGGCCGCAAGGCCAGCUACCAGGACGCCGCCGUCGAGCUCGGCAAGGAGCUGGUGGAGAGGGGCAUAGACCUUGUCUACGGGGGCGGCUCCAUCGGCCUCAUGGGGCUCGUCUCCCACGCCGUCCACGACGGAGGCCGACAUGUGAUUGGGAUCAUCCCCAAGUCACUCAUGCCCAGAGAGGUAACUGGGGACCCUGUAGGGGAAGUUAGAGCUGUUUCUGGCAUGCAUGAGAGAAAGGCGGAAAUGGCUCGCUAUGCUGAUGCUUUUAUUGCUUUACCGGGUGGCUAUGGAACUUUGGAGGAGUUGCUUGAAGUUAUCACGUGGGCACAAUUAGGAAUACAUAAGAAGCCGGUCGGUCUACUGAACGUUGACGGGUUCUACGACCCUCUGCUGUCAUUUAUCGACUUGGCCGUCAGUGAAGGCUUCAUCACUGAGGAGGCGAGACAGAUCAUCAUCUCAGCUCCGACAGUCAAGGAACUAGUUAUGAAGCUGGAGGAUUAUGUCCCUGAGUAUAACAUCGGCUUGGUCUGGGAGGACCAGACCCAGAAGCCAGGCAACAACCUGGUCCCAGAGCUGGAGACCGCGAUCACUUCGUCCUGAUCUACGAUCUAUAUAGGACCAACAUGCGCCGUGAUAGCAGUGCAGAAAAUAUUUAUAAGUCCUAACCAACCAAAGGGUAACAAGUUGCAGACUAGUUUGGGUGUUUUGUUUUGUUAGCGCUGAUCUCUCAUACGCUGUCACUGUGGAUGAUUGUUUCGGGUGGCAGCCAUGAUUAAUUUAGUGGUAACUUCAACUUGUAUGGAUGGACAAGCAGCAAGCCUGUAGAUCUUGC
Lolium rigidum is the source of this 1045-nucleotide messenger RNA. RefSeq names its product cytokinin riboside 5'-monophosphate phosphoribohydrolase LOG-like. The record is from RefSeq and is a predicted model, not a curated record. The transcript is spliced from 7 exons. Gene Ontology annotation, biological process: cytokinin biosynthetic process. Gene Ontology annotation, molecular function: hydrolase activity, hydrolyzing N-glycosyl compounds. Gene Ontology annotation, cellular component: nucleus; cytosol. Lineage: Eukaryota; Viridiplantae; Streptophyta; Magnoliopsida; Poales; Poaceae. Bases 1 to 813 code for a protein of 270 amino acids.